This is a messenger RNA of Sinocyclocheilus anshuiensis, 2388 nucleotides long. Its product is annotated as highly divergent homeobox-like. Gene Ontology annotation, molecular function: DNA-binding transcription factor activity, RNA polymerase II-specific; RNA polymerase II cis-regulatory region sequence-specific DNA binding. The coding region runs from base 270 to 2243 and encodes 657 amino acids. Lineage: Eukaryota; Metazoa; Chordata; Actinopteri; Cypriniformes; Cyprinidae. The transcript has 11 exons. The record is from RefSeq and is a predicted model, not a curated record. Gene Ontology annotation, biological process: regulation of transcription by RNA polymerase II.
AUUUCAUUGUCUAGCGAGGGGAUUGGUAAAGAAAUCUGCUGAAUUCGAGGGGUUCGUUGAUUCCCGUACUCUACCAAAGCUCUGCGGGGUCUGACCUGGAGCGAGCAGAACGUGUGUGUUUCAACAUCCUCCAAACACAGCGUAAGAGCAGCUAAACGUGUCACGAUGGCUGGAUGCUGGUGUGAAUAGACGGUGUGUUUCUGCUGUAUGCUGAGAUUAACAGUAGCUGAAGCUGAUUCCUGGGGUCUCUCAGUGCAUCCAUCAGAGGGAUGGAAAAAUGGCUGGAAAAGAGGAGCAUUCACACUAUGAACCUGCGGUCUGUAUUCACCGCCGAGCAGCAGCGGAUCCUGGAGCGCUAUUAUGAGAGCGGCAUGACCAAUCAGAGCAAGAGCUGCUUCCAGCUCAUCCUGCAGUGUGCUCAAGAGACCAAACUCGACUUCAGCGUGGUUAGAACAUGGGUAGGGAACAAGCGUCGGAAGCUGUCUAAGGCCGAUCAGAACGGUGCUGCUGCUCAUGCUCUGUCCCAUCAGCAUGUUUCUUGUGCAUCUGCUGGCUCGGUGCUGACGGCUGAGAUGGGGGCCAUGCGGAGCAUUCAGCACGGCCCCCCGGUGACCCACCUCCUCCCUCCGCAGGCCUCGUCCUCCUCAUCCUCCUCUUCUCCAUCAUCUUCCUCCCCGCUCAGCGACGUGAUUCUGACAGGCAUUUACGCCAGCUGCUUCAAUGCUGCUACUCACAAUAGGACAGGGAUGAAAUCAUUGCCCACACACUCAGAAAUAGAGCCGGCCGCUCACGAUUCUGCGAAUGCAGCAAUGCAUCGCACCUCCAUCGCAGCCGGGAUACAUCGGAGAGCCCCCAUCAUCCCCGGCUCCAGUGCGCUCAAGUGCAGCCAGACGCUCAAACCCUUCACCUCCAGAGACUCCGCCGGAAUCGCUCCCAGUUGGGCCGAACAGUGCAGAACCUCCCAGCGUCCGUCAUGGCCUCAGACGUCCCCACAGAAACCAGCCCCGGUGCAUCGCGGCCCCGCAGACGCUCAGAUUCAGCAUGUUUUCACCCGAUCAGACCCGGCGGGGAGGAAGACGAGGCCGGUCGAGGCGUCGGAGGUGUUCUCGAUCGCGAUGGAGACGGCUGACGCUGAUGACGAGUACGCCAGAGAAGAGGAGCUGGCUAACAUGGCGCAGCAGAUGCAGUGUGGUAAAGGCUGUGUGGAUGGUGGGCGGAGCUCCAGCACAGCUUCCUCUUCCUUGAUUGACAGCCCGGGACUCACCUGUGCGCUCAACCCCUCAAACUCUGCUCUCUUUGGAGAGAAAGGAAGUCAAACCAGCAGCUCCUCACUGAGCAGAACAUCCUCCCCCAGCAGCUUCCCAUUAAAACUGCUCUCGCUGACAUCUUCCAGAAUCCCCUGUCUCAAGGUGACGAGUAACAUGUCGGCUCCCUGGCUUCAUAGUAACUCGCGGAAAAGAACGCUGCAGGACAGGACGCAGUUUAGCGACAGAGACCUGUACACGCUGAAGCGCUACUGGGAUAAAGGCAUGACCAGCCUGGGCUCUCUGUGCAAAGAGAAGAUCUCAGCGGCAGCCAGUGAACUCAGUGUGGACACUGAAAUCAUCAAGACGUGGAUUGGUAACCGCAGACGGAAGUACCGUUUGAUGGGCAUUGAAAUCCCUCCGCCUAAAGGAGGGCCGGUCGCGUUCCCAAAUCAGACCGAUCCUCAUUCCCCUCACAUCCUCGAAGACGAGCGUCUGACCCCUGAACUAGGAGAGGCCAGCGAACACAAUGGCAUCGUGUCACUCUGUUUGUCUGACGAUGGAGCCAGUGAUUUAUAUCUAAAGGAAAAUGAUGAUGUGAACGAUGAAUCAGAUGGUUCCACCUCUGCUAAACAUGUGAAGAUUGAAAUCGUCGAAGAUGAUGAUGAUGAUGAUGACAUUUUGACCACAGAGAUGGAACAGAUGCAAAACCUCUUAGAGUUCAAGAAUGAAGAAGUGCAGUUCCUUGAGAAUGAGCUGCGGAGCCAGAAACAGAAGUUCUCAAAGCUGAAGAGCUUCACCAGAAGCCUGCUGAUCGCUGUGAAAAACAAAGACCGAAAGAAACAGCGGGAGCUGUUAGCCAGUCUACCUCAGAAAGUGAAUGAGGACUGGGACCUGGGCCUGGAAAACCACAGCGAGUCUGGCGCAGAGAUGCCCACCAUCCAGAAACAGUCCUCUGUAUCAGAGGAGGAGGAGGACACGGAUCAGAUGAGACUAUAAAUGCUUACUCACACAUGCCACAUAGUGCCUGUGGAAACGAAAAAACAACUGUUGGAUCCCACGGGUCAUUUUCUACAGCAUAUGUCAUAUCAGACUGCCUUGGCCGGGUCCAGUGCUAUCAAAUAAAUGCCACUAAGUCAACACA